CGUCAUUUUUGUUUACAUGGACAAAUAAGAGUUCCCACAAGGGGAAUAAUUCAUGUUAACUACAAUGUACACGGUAGAUGAAUGUGCCGUAACUUUUUACUUUUAGCUCGUUUUAUCUACAGAAAGACAACCAAGUUUUCUGCUAUGGCGGACGUCUCUGGGCGCAUUCCCCACUUCAAGUUUGGUCUUAUAGCAGACGUACAAUACGCAGAUUCAGAAAAUGGAUUCAAUUUUAGCAGAACAAGCGAAAGAUUCUACCGUAAAUCCCUGACGCUGUUGGAGGAAGCCGUUCAACAUUGGAAGCAGGCGAAAGUUGAUUGCGUUCUACAACUAGGCGACAUCAUUGACGGUAAAUGUCGUCCAGAGAAACAAUCUGAAAAAUGUCUGCAAAGAGUACUAAAUCAAUUCAAUGAACUUCAGGGGGACGUGUAUCAUGUAUGGGGAAAUCACGAACUGUACAAUUUCGAGCGGAAGGUUUUGUUAACCUCUGACCUGGCCCCAAGUCCCGGAUGUAGCUCCCCACCCGACAGUGCUUACUACUCCGUUGUCCUUCAUCCCAAACUCCUCCUAGUGGCCAUGGACUGUUACGAAGUCAGCUUACUAGGGGUGGACAACUCUUACAAAUAUUACGACCAGGCAUGGAAGACUCUGGGUGCCAUAAACAAGAACGACACGUGGAACAGUCCAGAGGGUCUGGUUGGCUUGGAUACGAGGUUCGUGAAGUACAACGGUGGGUGUUCCACGAGGCAGGUCCAGUGGCUAGACCAAGAGCUGACAGAGGCUAGAAGAAAGAAGCAGAAUGUUAUAGUUAUCGGCCACCUCCCUGUGUUGGAAAGCAGCGCGCACGCGGCAAACUUACUAUGGAACUUUGACGACGUUUUGCAAGUUCUGAGCUCCCACGAAGACAGCGUAUUAUGCUAUUGUAGCGGCCAUGAUCAUGAUGGUGGAUACGCUCAAGAUAGUGCUGGAAUUCACCAUAUCACAUUUGCCGGAGUGAUAGAAGCCAUCGACAACAACCCGUUCGGUACAGCACAUCUCUAUGACAACCAGCUUAUGCUCUACGGAAAUGGAAAUGUACCCAAUAUAUGUAUGGACUUGAAGUAUCCAAUAGCAAGUGGAGACAGUUGAUGAUGAUUUGUUUUAUCCAAUCAGAUACAUUUUUUUAAGUCACAAGUCAAACUUAACAUUUGUAUUCAGGGAAACUAACUCUUUUUACAAAGUAUGAUUUUUUUUACCAAGUGCUGCAUGUAUUUUUAUCAGAUUUUUAAAAUUUUUACGAUUGUUCAUUCCAUUGAGAAAAAAUAAACUUAACUCUGUUGUUUCC
This is a messenger RNA of Magallana angulata, 1324 nucleotides long. RefSeq names its product manganese-dependent ADP-ribose/CDP-alcohol diphosphatase-like. Gene Ontology annotation, molecular function: ADP-ribose diphosphatase activity; manganese ion binding; 2',3'-cyclic-nucleotide 2'-phosphodiesterase activity. The record is from RefSeq and is a predicted model, not a curated record. Bases 82 to 1128 code for a protein of 348 amino acids. The transcript is spliced from 3 exons. Lineage: Eukaryota; Metazoa; Mollusca; Bivalvia; Ostreida; Ostreidae.